Dromaius novaehollandiae (emu) is the source of this 2174-nucleotide messenger RNA. It is a transcript of the gene TMEM150A, whose product is annotated as transmembrane protein 150A. The record is from RefSeq and is a predicted model, not a curated record. Bases 245 to 1063 code for a protein of 272 amino acids. NCBI's taxonomy places the organism in Eukaryota, Metazoa, Chordata, Aves, Casuariiformes, Dromaiidae. The transcript has 7 exons.
GCGGCGCCGGACGGGGCGGGCCCUGCCGCCGAGCGGGACCGCGGGACCGCGGGGCGGGCCGGGCUGGGCUGUCCCGGCCCGGGCACCUCGCUGCGCCCGCCCCGCGCCCAGCCGCGCCGCUCCCGCAGCGCCCGGCCCCGGCCCCGGCCCCGGCCCCGGCGCGGCCCAUGGGGAGCGCGGCCCGGCGGCGCCCCGGCAGCAGGAGGCGGCGGGACGGCGCCGCUCGCCCCUAGCCCGGCGGGGCAUGCCCGGCCCCAAAAUGCCCGCCUGGGGGAUCCUGCCCGUCACGCUGCCCGCCUUCACCAUCACCGGCAUGUGGAUCGUGUACGCCAUGGCGCUCUCCAACAACCACAUCUGCCCCGUGCACAACUGGAAUUACAACCAGUCGUGCGGGCUGGACGGCCCCGGCUCGUGCUGCACGCUGGAUCACAUCCCCCUGGUCAGCAAGUGCGGCACGCUGCCCCCCGAGAGCUGCUUCUUCAGCCUCAUCUGCAGCCUGGGCUCCUUCAUGGUGAUCCUGGUGGGGCUGCUGCGGUACGCCCACGUGCUGGAGUGCUGCGGGCCCUCGCUCCUCAACACGCUGGGGCUGGCCACCGGCUGGGUUUGCGCCGCCGGCCUCACCAUGGUCGGCAACUUCCAGGUGGAUCACGCCAAGGUGCUGCACUACAUCGGCGCCGGGGUGGCGUUUCCCACCAGCAUGCUGUUCGUGUUCCUGCAGUCCAUCCUCACCUACCGCAUGGCCAAAACCUGCGGGCAUUACUGGACCGGCCACUUGCGUAGCAUCCUCACUGCCAUGGCCUUCAUCACCCUCGUCUUCAGUGGCGUCUUCUUCAUCCAGGAGAGCUUCGUGCUGCAGCACGUGGCUGCCCUGUGCGAGUGGAUGUUCAUCAUCGAUGUCCUGGUCUUCUACGGCACCUUCACCUUCGAGUUCGGGGCCAUCUCCACGGACACCUUCCUGGUCCUCCUGAAAGCCAGCCGGGCCCCCAAGAGUUACAAAGCCGAGAGCAGCGCCUCCAGCACGGCCCACAUCCGCAGCCACGCGGAGGGCCUGGCCAUGAUCUGAGCCCGGCGGGUGGGCCCCAGCCUUGAGGCCGCAGUGGGGGCCGGGAAGUCUGAGAAUCCCCUGCCUUGAGCGGCCCCGAGACCCCCGGCGCCUCUGGGUGCGUGUGUGUGUGUGCGUGGGUGUGCGCUGGCCACUGCCUGCCUCCCCCCCCAGGGGGGCCGUGGACGUGCUGCCCCCCAGCACGACACCCAUGUGGGGAAGGGCAGCAGCCCCCCGAGGAGCUCUGGGUGGGAGGUGCUGGGGGGUGACGGGUGCUGCCAGCCCUAGAGGCAAUCGCGGAGAGGACCCCUUUCCUGAGGGACAUGCAUUUCUGGAGCAGGAGAUUCGCCCCCCCGCCCCAUCCCUCCUCUGCAGGACCUUGGGGUUCCCGCAGAGCGCCCGGGCCAUGUUCCCGCGGGGAGCCGUGCUUCCUUCCCCAUCUCUGCCACGGGGCAGCUGCAGCCGGCCAUGCAGCGAGCCUUGCCGCUGGCCACUGCCGCCAAACCCGAGGAGCCCCAAAAGUGCCUUUUCCCUUCCCAACGACUUGGUGCUGGUGCCAGCCGCCUGCGUGCCCUGCGCGGGGGUGGCUCUUCCCCAGCGAGGCCGUGCUCGCAGAGAGGCUCUCGCCGCCGCGGGAUUUCCCCUCCCCAGCGCGGCCGAGCUCACGUGCUGCAGCGCGCCAGGCCGCGCGUCGCAGUCCUGGGGUUCCCACCCCGGGGCCCUCCCUGGCGGGAAGUGGGGGCGCGGAAACGCCGAACACUUGCUGUGGGAGCCCCCGGCCGCGUCCCACCGAGGGCGUCCUGGGCAGGGAGCUGGGCUGGCGGCGGGCUGCGGGCAGAUGGAGGGUGAGGAGUGUGUGUAUGUCUGUGUAUGUGUGUGUAUAUAUAUGUACCUACAUAUAUAUAGAUAGAUAAAUUCUCCCCUUGUCCCUCGCGAGGGGCGUUUGCUGCUGCUGUGCGCGUUGGUCAGGCUAUGCCGCCUGAUUUGCCCAGCUUCUCCACGUCGGCCUGUAACUCCACCAGUGUACGUAGCUGAGAGGAGCAUAUCUGACUUUUAUAUAUAAUAUAUGUUUAAAAGUUUAUGAAGAGAGAACAGUGAAUUUGCAAUAAUAAAAGCGAAAAUGAGGCACGCA